AUGAAAUUAAUUUUAGCAGCUCUUUUACUUUUAAUUGCAUCAAUAAGUCGAUUAGUUGUUAUUCAUAAUGGGAAAAUUGGUCAGAAAGAAGUUGUUGUUUCAAUACCUAUUCAUGAAUGUUAUCGUCAUGUCACAAAUCUUCUUACUUAUCCUCGUUGGAUACCUUCCGUUUUGGCCGUAGAAAAUUUGACGAAAUCAUUCCAUCUUGCUAUUGGUGAGGAAUUUGUUAUGGUGGUCGAUUAUGGAUUUUUAGGUACUAUGUCAUAUGUUGCACAAAUAUUAUCUGUUGAUCAAAAUUCCAGAUUCACCUUUAUUCUAGACGACUGGUUAGAGACAAGAUUUGAUUUUACCUUCACCUCUAUUGACCAAGAAAAAUCCAGGAUGAAAUUAACCAUCAGUUCAAAUAAAAAUAAUAUGUUUUAUAAACAUAUCAUCUUACCAAUUGCUCAUUUAUACUAUACAAAUUGGUUAACACAAUGUUUAUUACGUUUUCAAUUAGCCUAUUCCUAA
This is a messenger RNA of Schistosoma spindalis, 510 nucleotides long. The record is from the annotation of a GenBank genome assembly. Lineage: Eukaryota; Metazoa; Platyhelminthes; Trematoda; Strigeidida; Schistosomatidae.